AAGUUUUACUCCGGUAAUAGGCGAUGGUAUUCCUUUUACUAUCAGAAGAUCGAGGAAAAUGAACAAGCGGCUAAAUCAGGACGAUAUAACAGCGAUGGAGAGUCAGCUGAAACAAAGCGUUGAAGAGGACCGCCGGUACUGGCGCGUCAACAAUGUAAAGUGCGAUGCGAUCCACACUGCAAAAACCUAUGAAGAAUUUGCGGAUCGCGUAGCGGCCGCUCAUUUACGUCCCUUGAACAAAGCCGAUUUUUCAAAGAAAGUAUCCAGAGGUUGGAACCAGUAUGCUGCUCCAGAUCCACGUGAUUAAUUUGAACUACUUACCUACUACAGUCUACAAGUGACAAAUGAUUGUCUCUGAAAUUAAUAAAAGUGUUAUAAAGUAA
Molecule: messenger RNA, 383 nt
Organism: Pararge aegeria (speckled wood butterfly)
Lineage: Eukaryota; Metazoa; Arthropoda; Insecta; Lepidoptera; Nymphalidae
Product: coiled-coil domain-containing protein 103
Exons: 3
Coding region: 59-307 (82 amino acids)
Biological process (GO): epithelial cilium movement involved in extracellular fluid movement; inner dynein arm assembly; determination of left/right symmetry
Cellular component (GO): outer dynein arm
Source: RefSeq, a predicted model, not a curated record